GCUGGAGCGCGGCCGAAGCUCGGGCAGGUCAACAUAUAACCCCAAAAUUAGAUUUAACUUGUUCUUCUGUAUACCAGAUUGUUUUCAGAUAAGUGUUUGAACACAGCACAUGUCUAAGUAUGCACUCUGCUAAUAUGCUUCUCAAAAAAAUUUUAAGAAGUUCUGUCCUUCCAUUUGCUGCACAACAUGGGAUGAAAAAGGAUUUGUUUCCACUCAGUAGAACUCUGAGUUUAUCACUUUGCCUGAAGCAGGACAAUUCAUGCAGUCCCUCAGAAAAACUAGAUUUAGAUGCAUGGAAGAAGGUAAUGAAGUCUGGGUUGCAAGAAGAAGUCAAUGAGACGGUCUCUGAGCGUAAGGAGCUUUCCACAUUGGCUGCUGCACGUGAGAUUUUGGAGAUGUGGAGACUAGCUGGCAGAUCGGUUCCAGAAAAUAUCAGUGAAGAACAGCUAAAGACCUUUAUGGAAUGUCCUUCCAAGUCAGCCAAAAAGAAGUAUUUAAAAUAUCUGUAUCUCAAAGAACUUUACAAGAAAAGCGACAAAAGAAAGGUGGACGAGAAAAGGGAAAGGAGGCUGGAAAAACUAGAGCAAGCUUCAAAAACUGAUGAUACCAGAAGGAAUUCAUUUGUGUGUUUGUGGGCCAACUGUAUGGAUAGAGCAUACAGUUGGAGGGUUGCUCAGUCUAUGAUCUUUGGCCAACCUCUAGUAUUUGACAUGUCUUAUGAAAAAGAUAUGUCCAUCCGAGAAGUCGCAAAUACAGUGAGACAGAUAGUAUUAAGCGAAGGCUGCAAUCGCAGAUCUGUGGAUCCGUUCCAUAUCCACUUCUGUAACUUCAAAGAUGAUAGCCUCUAUCAUAAGGAAUUUAUCAAGCAUUAUAGAGAGGCAUGGGGCAAAUUGCUUAUCACUGUGACAGACCAGUGCUACACAGAAGUCUUCCCAAAGGAUAAGCUUAUCUAUCUGACUGCUGAUUCUCCCAAAGUAAUGAAAACAUUUGAUCACAAUAAAAUCUAUAUUGUUGGGUCAAUGGUUGACAGGAGCAUAAAAACAGGAGUCUCUUUAGCACGGGCAAAGCGAUUGGGGCUGGAGACUGCAGCCCUUCCAUUGGAGAAGUACUUGCUUUGGAAUACUGGUGCCAAAAAUCUCACACUGGAUCAAAUGAUGCAUAUUUUAUUAACCUUGAAAGAUACUGGAGACUGGAAGGCGGCUCUGGAAUUUGUUCCGAAAAGGAAAUAUUGUGGCUUUGUAAGCAAGCCUGUACAUGAACUGAAAAAAACCUUAAACCUGAUCAACACACUUAAACUUGGAAAGAGACAGGAAGAAGUACGAAAGCAAUUUGCCAAGAACUACUCUAAGAAGCUAACGCAAAAAUAGAGUGAUGGGGAAGAGAAUGUUUUUGGUUUUGUUUUUUUUUUUAAUGGGCAAACUGUGCCCUUGAAUGUUCCAGUUUCUCGGGACUUUUGGAACUGUAUUCAGCUCUUUAUCUCUAAACAUGCCUUUGUUGGUUAAGUUUGAAAGGACUGUUGUUAGGGAUUUUUUUUUUAAAUUACCUUAGUAUUCCAGCUGCUUAAAUUUAUUCACACAUUAUUGAAAUUAAGUAAGAGAAAUGAGAUAAUCUGUUCUAAAAAAUUACUCUGUACAAAGAAUAUCAGUCUCUUCAGUUGAACCAUGCUGGGAUAAGGGUGAUUGUAACUGAAUGUGAAGGUUGUUCUUCAGCGAACACCUCAGUGCUUUGGGUUUGCAGUGGGUGGGGGCCAUCCACAGUCUUUAUUCUGAAAGGUUAGCUAAGAUGAAAUAGAAGAGACCUUCCCCUGUUACCUCCUGAGUCCUCUUUUGGCAGGUAGAUGAAUUGACUUUUGAUAGCUGAAGUAAAAACAAAUGGUUAAAACAUAGCAUGAGUUUGGGGAGUUGCACAGUUUGUUUCUGGGUGUUCUAUCUGGCAUGAAUCAAGUUCCUGUUUGGAAGGAAUAAGCCAAAUUUCUUGACCCUGCAAGAAAAAUACCUUAUGUACUUUUGUGUAAGACUUUUAUCCCGAGUGCCUGUGUUUUCAGUCCAUGUAAUGUAGAUUUCCCACAGUGCUGGAACUUUUGAGAUGAUAAACAGUCCCAUUAGUAAAUACUUACAGGAGCAGAGAGCCUUUUAAUAUUUCUCACAGCUGAAAAUGUAUUGAUUGGUCUCUCUGUGAAAGUCUGUGUUCUGGCUGCAGAGCUAUAACAGGCAUGUUGUUAAAUACAGUUCUUUCUGCUGUCUGUAGGACGAGGAGGUCUUUCUUUACGGGUGCUUAAAUCUUUUUGAUUUAGGCUAGUUGACUACCCUGAUGCUUAAAGUCAGUGAUGGCGGGUGGUGGGUUUUGUCCUGAAAAUUCAAAAACUAGGAGCGGGGAGUGUAAUUUCAAAGAGUAGACUUCAAAUAUACCAGGGGCUGGUGGUGAUCCACUCCCUCUCUCGCCUCCUACUACACGCUGCUGCAAGGAGGGGUUGGAAGGCAGAGGAUGCGCUACCCCAAUGCUGCGCUUCGCCGCCUGUGAACUGCGGGGGCCUGUGGGCAUGGAGAGCCCCCUGGUUUGGAGAAAGACCUGCUUCCUUUCGGCUGCCCGUGGCUGGGUAGUACGCAAAGCUUCGCCCUGGGGUAGUGCUUCAGGCACGGCGGAAGGAAGGCAGCCUCCCAGCUGCCUGUCGAGCCCUCGGGUGCAAGACCGGCUGCGUGAGGGUGCGGCUGCCCGACUCGGGACAGCGACUCUUUUUCCUGACGCGAGGAAGGGGGAGCCGUGUGCUGCUGGAGCGUGCCUCAUGGGAUUUGCUGUUUCUCCAUUAAAAACACACCCUUCUGAUCUGUGAACUGGUUUGCACUUUGGGGAGGGGGGGAAAAUGAU
Messenger RNA from Gymnogyps californianus (California condor), 2865 nucleotides. It is a transcript of the gene TRMT10C, whose product is annotated as tRNA methyltransferase 10C, mitochondrial RNase P subunit. The transcript has 3 exons. The coding region runs from base 120 to 1367 and encodes 415 amino acids. Gene Ontology annotation, cellular component: nucleoplasm; mitochondrion; nucleus. Gene Ontology annotation, molecular function: tRNA binding. Gene Ontology annotation, biological process: mitochondrial tRNA 5'-end processing; positive regulation of mitochondrial translation. The record is from RefSeq and is a predicted model, not a curated record. NCBI's taxonomy places the organism in Eukaryota, Metazoa, Chordata, Aves, Accipitriformes, Cathartidae.